GUGAGCUGUGCAGUUAGUGUUUAUUAAAGCUCUACACGGAUACAGAGAGGAGUGUGUGAGUGCUGGAGCGCAGCCUCUAUUCAAAAUGCGAGCUUUAUUAGGUGUGCUGGGAUGUUACGUGGCUGUUCUGUCAGUCCAGGGCAUGUACUCUCCCAGUGAUGAUGUGAUUGAGCUCAAUCCUUCAAACUUUAACCAGGAGGUUCUGCAGAGUGAAAGUCUUUGGCUGGUGGAAUUUUAUGCCCCCUGGUGUGGACACUGCCAGCACUUGGAGCCAGAGUGGAAAAAAGCAGCUACUGCUUUAAAGGGCAUUGUUAAGGUGGGUGCUGUUGAUGCAGACCAACACAAUACACUGGGAGGUCAGUAUGGAGUACGAGGCUUCCCCACCAUUAAGAUCUUUGGGGCAAACAAGUACAAACCUGAGGAUUACCAAGGUGGACGGAGCACUCAGGCUAUCGUUGAUGCAGCUUUGAGUGCUGUGCGCUCUCUGGUCAAGGACAGACAGAAUGGAAGAUCUGGAGGUUAUGACUACAACAAACAGAGUUCUGGUGGCAGCAGUGGUGGCAGUACAAAGGAUGUGAUGGAGCUGACUGAUGAUAACUUUGACCAGAUGGUUUUGGACAGUGGUGAUGUCUGGAUGGUAGAAUUCUUUGCUCCAUGGUGUGGACACUGCAAAAAUCUCGAGCCUGAAUGGACAGCUGCUGCUAGUCAGGUCAAAGAGCAGACGAAUGGUAAAGUAAAGCUGGGAGCUGUGGAUGCUACUGUUCACCAGGGCCUGGCAAGCCGCUAUGGCAUAAGAGGGUUCCCCACCAUUAAGAUCUUCCGUAAAGAAGAGGAGCCAGAGGACUAUCAGGGCGGCCGUACUCGCUCAGACAUCGUUGCACGUGCUUUGGACCUCUACUCUGAUAAUGCUCCUCCACCAGAACUUUUCGAGAUUUUGAAUGAGGACAUCCUAAAGAAGACUUGUGACGAUCAUCAGUUGUGUGUAAUUGCCAUUUUGCCUCAUAUUCUAGACACUGGUGCAUCAGGCAGAAAUAAUUAUCUGGAAGUGAUGAUGAAGAUGGCUGAGAAGUACAAGAAGAAGAUGUGGGGCUGGUUGUGGACUGAGGCUGGAGCUCAGAUGGAACUCGAGUCCUCACUAGGGAUUGGUGGUUUCGGGUACCCAGCCAUGGCAGCAAUUAAUGCUCGCAAGAUGAAGUUUGCUCUGUUGAAAGGCUCGUUCAGUGAAACGGGAAUCAACGAGUUCUUAAGGGAUCUCUCUGUUGGUCGUGGCUCAACUGCCACAGUAGCAGGUGGAGCUUUGCCUAAGGUCCAUGCUGUGGAAGCCUGGGAUGGCAACGAUGGAGUUCUUCCUGUGGAGGACGACAUCGACCUGAGCGACGUGGACCUGGAUGAUUUGGAGAAGGAUGAAUUAUGAGUGCAUAUACUGAAGCGGGCUGGUCUGGUUUGAGCCAGUUCAUGAGCCACCUCUCCUCUCCCAUGGAAGAGGAAAAGACUGGGACGUUAAGUUACUGAAAAUGUUGAAAUGAAGUCGUGUGGCUUGUAAUUUUCAUGAAUAAAUUGAGGUAAAAUUGGAAUUGUGAUUGGUUUAGCUGUGCCAGGCCUGUUUUUCAUAGUCAGCUUGUUUGUCAUUUCACUUUUUUCUGUCCAGUUGUCCCCAUGAUGCACACAGCUGUGGAAUUAGGUUCAUUAUCUGUUCAUGAAAAUUUCCUUUACUUUUUUAGCAGCAGCCAUUUAUUCAGGUUUGAAGAAAAAAAGAAACCAUCGUUGGUUAUUGUAUACAUUCUGUACAGUGUCAUGAGUGGCUUUUUUCCUUUUUCUGAUUCCUACUCUUUUUGCCUGUGUAAAGGUUCUCUUUAAUGAUUAGGACUAUCUGUAAAACCUUCUCAAAUAUUACAGAUUUUAUAAUUGUUGGUUUUAUGAAAUAACAGUUAACGAGUGUCCAAACCCUUUUGUUUGUGCUGAACAGGGAGUGAUGUGGAAUCUGUGUAGAUUUUUCUUACACAAGGUUGCUUUGUUUUUGUUAUUAAAAUAAAAAGAACCACAACUGA
Molecule: messenger RNA, 2048 nt
Organism: Trichomycterus rosablanca
Lineage: Eukaryota; Metazoa; Chordata; Actinopteri; Siluriformes; Trichomycteridae
Gene: pdia6
Product: protein disulfide isomerase family A, member 6
Exons: 13
Coding region: 86-1414 (442 amino acids)
Biological process (GO): response to endoplasmic reticulum stress
Cellular component (GO): endoplasmic reticulum lumen
Molecular function (GO): protein disulfide isomerase activity; protein-disulfide reductase activity
Source: RefSeq, a predicted model, not a curated record